AUGUCACUCGGUAAGCUGAUGAUUGGACUGAAUACACGUCUCAUCCACGUUGGAAAGCCAAGCUUACAGCCACCCAUCACUGCCGCCGAGGCAAACAACGACUUCAUCUCCUCAACAAAAAUCGAAUCUUGCUUCAUUCUAUCCAAAUCAUCAUCAACUGAAGCAGAGAUAUCGAGUCCAUCGUCAACCAUGGCGAACCUGAAAACCGCAUUUCUCGAGGCGCGAAUGACCAAAAAGCCUCCUUUUACGGUUGAGGUUGCAAACAGCCCUUCGGUGCCUGGUGAAACCAUACCACGAAGAAGUGUCCGGUCACCAGAAAAGCUUCUCACAUCACCAGAUGAUGCAAACAUCGCAACUGUCUUUGAUAUCGUGAAAGAGAGCGCCAGAAAAUAUGGAGACCUCAGAGCUGUUGGGUCAAGGAAACUGAUCAAGACACAUCACGAGACCAAGAAAGUAAAGAAGGUCGUGGAUGGCAAAGUGCAAGAGGUUGAUAAAAAUUGGACGUACUUUGAACUCAGCGGGUAUACCUAUCUCAACUUCAAGGAGUAUGAGACUUUGGUGUUGCAACUGGGAAGCGGAUUGAGGAAAUUGGGACUGCAGCCUCAUGAAAGGGUGCAUUUGUUUGCUUCUACUAGCGCACAUUGGCUGUCUAUGGCUCACGGAGCGAUGUCACAAUCGAUGGCUAUUGUGACAGCUUACGACACGCUGGGCGAGGAAGGACUCCGUACCUCUCUGGUUGCAACCAAAGCCAAGGCCAUCUAUCUUGAGCCACGUCUUAUCAAAAUGUUCAUUAAGACUCUAGAUCAUGCCAAGGACAUUGAGUACAUCAUUUACAACACAGAUUCUGAGACUGAAAUUGACGAAGCUGAUCUGGAGACAUUGAGGAAGUCACAUGAGCAUCUGACUGUAUUGAGCUAUGAAGAUCUGAGGCAGACCGGAGCUGUUGAUCUAGUCGCGCCUACACCACCAAAACCCGAAGACCUUGCAUGUAUUAUGUAUACUUCGGGUUCUGGUGGACCACCUAAAGGAGUGGAGCUGACACAUAGUAAUGUCGUGGCAGCCGUUGCUGGUGCAGAUAGCUCGGUAGGCGACUAUCUUGGAGCGGGCGAUACUCUUCUUACCUACCUGCCACUCGCGCACAUAUUUGAAUUCGUUUUCGAAAAUGCCUGUCUCUUUUGGGGUGGAACUAUGGGAUACGGCUCAAUCAGAACCCUCUCUCAAGCCAACUGCCGCAAUUGCAAAGGAGAUAUUGAAGAAUUACAGCCAACUUUGCUCGUGGGAAUUCCAGCUGUCUGGGAACAGGUCAAGAAAGGAAUCGAGGCUAAAGUGGCGGCUGGUAGCCCGCUUACCAAAAAGAUCUUUUGGGGGGCUUAUGCUAUGAAGAAAUUUCUCAUGGCGAAGGGCCUUCCUGGCUCCGCCUUCUUGGAUAUUCUCGUCUUCAACAAAGUCAAGGCUGCAACAGGUGGACGUCUUCGAUUUUGUAUGAACGGUGCAGCGCAGGUAGCCAGAGAAACUCAGCUUUUCAUCUCGCUUGCAAUAGCACCAAUGAUCAACGGCUACGGCAUGACCGAAACCUCUGCCAUGGGCGCCCUCUGCAACCCUGGCGCCUGGACAGUCGACGCCCACGGCGACAUCCCAGCCACAGUCGAGAUCAAACUCGUAGAUUUCCCCGACGCAGGAUACUUCUCGACUAACACCCCACGUCCUCAGGGCGAAAUCUGGAUUCGCGGCCCUAGCGUCACGCAAAGAUAUUACCAGGAUGAAGAACAGACUAAAGACGCCUUUGAAGAUGGUUGGUUCAAGACGGGUGAUAUUGGGGAGUGGGACGAGAAUGGCCAUAUUAAGAUUAUUGAUCGGAAGAAGAAUUUGGUGAAGACGCUUAAUGGGGAGUAUAUUGCUCUUGAGAAGCUCGAGUCCGUCUACCGCUCCGCCACCGUAGUAGCGAAUCUCUGCGUCUACGCAUCCAUCACCGAGACAAACCCAAUCGUCAUCAUCGUCCCCGCUGAACCAGCAUUAAUCAAACUCGCCGAAUCCAUUGGUGUUGAGGGCCAUGGAAUCGGUGAUCUCGUCCAUGAUCCCAAGAUCCAGACGGAAGUCCUAAAGCAAGUCCAGGCUAUUGGUCGGAAAGCUGGAUUGGCGAGUAUGGAAAUCGUCACUGGUGUGGUGCUUGCUGAUGAGGAGUGGACGCCUGUUAAUGGUCUGGUGACGCCGACCAAUAAAUUGAAUCGUAGAGGUUUGGUCGAGAAGUACAAGACUGAGAUUGAAGCCGCUUACGAGGCAGGCAAAGGGAGAUAA
Glarea lozoyensis ATCC 20868 is the source of this 2295-nucleotide messenger RNA. RefSeq names its product Acetyl-CoA synthetase-like protein. Gene Ontology annotation, cellular component: endoplasmic reticulum; plasma membrane; lipid droplet. The transcript has 7 exons. The coding region runs from base 1 to 2295 and encodes 764 amino acids. Lineage: Eukaryota; Fungi; Ascomycota; Leotiomycetes; Helotiales; Helotiaceae. The record is from RefSeq and is a predicted model, not a curated record. Gene Ontology annotation, molecular function: long-chain fatty acid-CoA ligase activity. Gene Ontology annotation, biological process: long-chain fatty-acyl-CoA metabolic process; long-chain fatty acid metabolic process.